ACUUGGCCGUAAAGUGAGAUCGCUGAAGCUGGUGAAUGUGGAAUUUAUUCCAAAGUAAUUACCACCGCCACUUAGUUGGGUGCGUGCUGGCGAAGAGUCCAAGUUCAACCAGCACUGCGCCAGCAAAGGUGUAGUACGUGGGUCGAUCCAGGGACCCGCACCUGUCAAGCUGCGAAGUCGAGAGCAACUAAACUACGCAUGCUAUGUCAUAUCCAAGGCAUCCGGAGGCGUGAUCGCGAUUCGCUGGGGAAUCGCUUCGCUCGUGACCCCUGGCGAGGUUGCUUCCUUCCUUUCUUUGGUGGCAGCAUUCGUGCUACCCUACCCGGUACAAAGGUAUUUGGUUCUGUUCUGAUUCCAGCUCGGAAGAAACAGAGAGAUUGUGCAGUGAGAUGAAGCAAUGGUUCGGGAGGAGGAUCUUGAUCUGGUGCUGGUGCCCCUGGGACUGGCGGUGCUGGCCGGCUACCACCUGUGGCUCCUCCACGCCAUCCUGCGCCACCCGACCAGCACCGUCGUCGGCCUCAACGCCCUCGCCCGGAAGCGCUGGAUCGCCGUCAUGAUGGCCAACACGGAGAAGAACGGGGUGCUGGCCGUGCAGACGCUGCGGAACAACAUCAUGGCGUCCACGGUGCUGGCCACGACGGCCAUCACGCUCGUCUCCGUCAUCAGCGUCUUCAUCGGCGCCACGGCGGGCCGCUCCCCGGCGUCGCCCUCGUCGUCCUCGCCGCUGCUGGUGUACGGGAGCAAGACGGGGCGGGUGUUCGCGGUCAAGUACCUGGCCAUCUCGCUCUGCUUCAUGCUCGCCUUCGUGUGCAACGUGCAGGCCAUCCGGCUGUACGCGCACGCCAGCUUCCUGCUGGGCCUGCCGCCGGGAGGAGGCGAGGACGGCGCGGCGGAGCAGUUCAGGGCGUACGUGGCGCGCACGGUGAACCGCGGCAGCCACGCUUGGUCGCUCGGCCUCCGCGCCUUCUACGUGUCCCUCGCGCUCUUCAUGUGGACCUUCGGCCCCAUCCCGAUGCUCGCCUGCAGCGUCCUCAUGUGCGCGCUGCUCUACUUCCUCGACACCUCCGCGGACUACGCCAAGGGGAUACAGCACAUGCACGGCGAAGGCGGAGGGGGCGCACGCAAAGAUGGCGCCGUGUGAGCUUUGCCGCGUCGGGUCUCGGGUGUCCGGCCAAAACGAACUCGGGAGACGAUGUGAUGAUCUUUUGCUGAGUUGUACAGUGAUCAGUGGUAGAAACGACGACAUACAGCAGGAAGUGGGUAGUGAGCAGGUUUCCGUGCCCCCCAUGUGGACUUACCGCGCAUGAUUUAUUGCCGGAUUACUUUACUUUUCUGUUGGGAAACCGGCCGCACGGGAUAGCCCCUUCCGGUUCUACACAUUAAGAGCCUGUUUGGGACUGCUCUGCUUCUUAAAAUUCAGCUCCGCUUUAAAAAAUGCAAGCCAAACGGGGUAGCUCCACGAUAUGCCGCUCCACAAAAAAACUAGAAUCUGGGGCACAACUUCUAGUUUUUUAUGAAGCUCUUCAGGGGGUGCUCCAAAAAACUCUAGAAGCUGGAGUUGGGUGAAAAUUACCCACCACUGCCACCAGUAAGUGGAUACCCCUUCGUUUCUCCCCCCUCGAGCAAUCAAAUAGAUCCUUUCCAUCAAAUUUCUCAUUCUUGAAGCUGGAGCUAGAUGAAAGCCAAACAUUCUCUUUGGUAUUGCUACAACUUCUGGAUGAAACUGCUCCAAAGUGAAUUUAGUGGAGCGAAACUGAUUUUGGUGAAGUGGAGCAGUCCCAAACAAGCCCUAAGUGCGUACUUAUCUCU
Triticum aestivum (bread wheat) is the source of this 1809-nucleotide messenger RNA. RefSeq lists its product as uncharacterized. The transcript is spliced from 2 exons. Lineage: Eukaryota; Viridiplantae; Streptophyta; Magnoliopsida; Poales; Poaceae. Bases 398 to 1141 code for a protein of 247 amino acids. The record is from RefSeq and is a predicted model, not a curated record.